This is a messenger RNA of Fraxinus pennsylvanica, 1122 nucleotides long. The record is from the annotation of a GenBank genome assembly. NCBI's taxonomy places the organism in Eukaryota, Viridiplantae, Streptophyta, Magnoliopsida, Lamiales, Oleaceae.
AUGGGGGGAGCGAAUAUCUGGAACGCCGUGCAAGUAGCAGAGAGUCACAGCUCCGAGAUUCCGUCGUCUUCUCUCACCGUCGACCACUCGCUCUCACUUUCCGACAUGAAGCCUCGUAUCGUGGAGUUAUGCAAGGAUCUGUUCGAGCAAUGGUCAGAUUUGGAUGAGUCUGAUUUCUCUCUUGAGACUGUGUCUGGUGGCAUCACAAAUCUAUUACUCAAGGUAUCUGUGAGAGAAGAAAACGAGAGAGUUGUAAACUUGACAGUUAGAUUGUAUGGACCAAAUACUGAAUAUGUUAUCAACCGCGAAAGAGAGCUACAGGCUAUUCCACAUCUCUCAGCUGCUGGAUUUGGUGCUAAGUUGCUUGGAGUUUUUGGCAAUGGCAUGGUGCAAUCAUUCAUUAAUGCGCGUACCCUUACUCCAUCAGACAUGAGAAAGCCAAAGCUUGCGGCUGUAAUUGCAAAACAACUUCGCAAAUUCCACCAGGUGGAAAUUCCAGGUUCAAAAGAACCUCAACUGUGGAAUGACAUCUUCAAGUUCUUUGAAAAAGCAUCAAGCCUCAAGUUUGAUGAUAGCGAGAAGCAGGAAAAAUAUGAGACAAUUUCCUUUACUGAAAUUCAUCGUGAGGUCACAGAGCUCAAGGAAUUGACAGACCCCAUUAAUGCCCCUGUUGUAUUUUCUCACAAUGAUUUACUUUCUGGGAACUUAAUGCUUAAUGAUGAUGAAGAGAAGCUUUAUUUCAUCGACUUUGAGUAUGGGUCUUACAGUUAUAGAGGUUUUGACAUUGGGAAUCACUUCAACGAAUACGCUGGCUAUGAUUGUGACUAUAGCAUGUACCCGAAUAAGGAUGAACAGUAUCACUUCUUCAGGAACUAUUUAAAUCAAGAUCAACCGCACGAGGUAUCUGACAAAGAUCUUGAAGCUCUCUAUGUGGAAACAAAUGCAUAUAUGUUGGCUUCACACUUGUACUGGGCACUAUGGGCUUUAAUCCAGGCGAAAAUGUCUCCAAUUGAUUUUGAUUAUUUUGGCUACUUCUUCCUGCGAUACGAUGAAUACAAGAAGCAGAAAGGCAAGUGUUUCUCGUUGGCACAAUCUUACCUCUCAAAAUCUGAGACUAAAUAA